Messenger RNA from Penicillium digitatum Pd1, 2154 nucleotides. RefSeq names its product threonine/serine exporter family protein. The record is from RefSeq and is a predicted model, not a curated record. Gene Ontology annotation, biological process: transmembrane transport. NCBI's taxonomy places the organism in Eukaryota, Fungi, Ascomycota, Eurotiomycetes, Eurotiales, Aspergillaceae. Gene Ontology annotation, molecular function: transmembrane transporter activity.
AUGUCGGAUGCGCAGGAAAAGUUCGCGCCGAUCCCUCCGCCGUCUGCGGAGAUAGCCGAGACGGAUCGAGUUGAAGACAAGGAUCACAAUGCCGAUAACACAGAAGUUCUUCACCCGGAUGAGACCAGCCUGAAGCCUAGUAUCUCGACUUCCCAAAGAUGGCGAACAGCAAGCCAGCGGGUUCGCAAUCGGGCUGCCACAAUAGCAGAGAAGCUCGGUCGACCCCACGAAAGAGAGGCUGAUGGCUUGGAUUCACCCAUGUUACCAGAGUACUAUGGAGCAACCGACGAUAUCCAAGGAUUCGAGGCACGCAAGGCAACCGACGAGGAAGCUCGGCUCCCCAGAGCAGACUAUGAUUCACAAGCUCGGCUCUUGGUGGAACGAAUGGGGUCACAGUUCGAGGCACGGCCUCCACGCAUGGAAGAACCCCGUUCCGGUUCGACAACCCCAGGAACUCCAGAUGGGAUGGCAACACCUGGUGGACCACCUGGAGGACUCCUGUCACAAUUGCUUCGUGUCUACGCCAAUAAUCUUCAUAAUGCCAGUCGGAUGAGUGUUGUCUCUACGACUUCGGAAACCGACCCGGAAAUCGAAAGCAUCCCAGCAUCCGGCACAGUAACCCCAGGUGGAAAGAAAGACAAAUUGAAAUGGUACAACGGCAGCCAAAAAAAACCAACCCACAGCUAUACUUCCUCCCUCAUCAAUGCAUCCAUGGAUUUGGGUCGGGUUGGGGUGCCCGGCGCCACGGGUCCUCCACCUGUGAAUCAUAAAGAACGAAAGAAGCAAAAGCGCAAGAGCAAAAAGAACAUCAAGCUCACCGUCCACAUUGCCGCUAUCCUUGCCCGCCAACAGUACAUUAUGCAGCUGUGCCGCGCUCUCAUGAAGUACGGUGCUCCAACCCACCGCCUCGAGGAGUACAUGAUGAUGACCUCCAACGUACUGGACAUCAAAGCCCAGUUCAUGUACAUCCCGGGCUGUAUGAUCAUGUCCUUUGACGACCCGCUAACCCGCACUGCCGAGGUCAAGAUCAUCCGCGUCGUGCAGGGUCUUGACCUUUCCCGUCUCGCAGAGACACACAACAUCUACAAAAACGUCGUCCAUGACUUGGUCGGCGUCGAACAAGCAACCCACGACCUCGACGAUAUCAUGCUGCGCAAACCGCGCUACAACCGCUGGCUCCUCAUCUUUUUAACUGGCUGUGCCAGCGUCACCGUCGGUCCAUACGCCUUCAGCGCCCGCCCCGUCGACCUCCCUAUCAUCUUCGUCCUAGGUUGUCUAGUAGGUUUCAUGCAGUACGUGGUCGCACCAAAUUCGGCAACCUACUCCAACGUGCUAGAAGUCACUGCCGCGGUCCUCACCUCCUUCCUCGCGCGCGCGUUCGGCAGCAUUCGGCACAACGGCGACCACGUCUUCUGCUUCUCGGCCAUGGCGCAGUCCUCCAUCGCCAUGAUCCUACCGGGCUUCGCCGUGCUGAGCAGUAGUCUCGAGUUGCAGUCGCAUCAGAUGAACGCGGGCUCGAUCCGCCUCGUCUUUACCAUUAUCUACUCACUCUUCCUCGGGUACGGCGUUACCGUCGGUACGACGAUCUACGGGCUGAUGGACCAUAACGCUACGAAGGAGUCGACUUGUUCGAAUCUGCCGGAGGUCUGGGGGAACGAAUACAUCCAGCACUUCCCCUUUGUCGCGCUGUUUUGUCUCUUCGCUGCGCUGAUCAAUCAGUCCAAGCCGAAACAACUGCCGGUUACGAUCUUCAUGGGGGUCUGUGGCUACGUCACGAAUUACUUUAGCACGAAAAAGCUCGGCUCGAAUCAGGUCGCUAACACUGUGGGCGCGUUCACCAUUGGCCUUCUGGCUAAUCUGUAUAGUCGAUUGUGGCAUGGGCAUGCGGCUGCUGCUAUUAUUCCGGGUAUCUUUACCCUGGUCCCGUCGGGUCUUGCGUCUAGUGGAUCGAUCAUUUCAGGACUGGAGUAUGCCGAGGCGGUUGCAUCUGGUCAUGUCUCCAGUAGUACGACCAGUGCGACAUCUAAUAGCUCGCUUACUUCGCUGGGAUAUGGGAUGAUCCAGACAGCCAUUGGUAUUUCCGUUGGGCUGUUUAUCUCUGCUUUGAUUGUUUACCCGCACGGGAAGAAGAGGAGUGGGAUCUUCAGUUUGUAG